Molecule: messenger RNA, 11612 nt
Organism: Myiozetetes cayanensis
Lineage: Eukaryota; Metazoa; Chordata; Aves; Passeriformes; Tyrannidae
Gene: KCNK12
Product: potassium two pore domain channel subfamily K member 12
Exons: 2
Coding region: 28-1275 (415 amino acids)
Biological process (GO): potassium ion transmembrane transport; stabilization of membrane potential
Cellular component (GO): membrane
Molecular function (GO): potassium ion leak channel activity
Source: RefSeq, a predicted model, not a curated record
CGCCGCGCCCGCCGCGCCGCGCACCGGAUGAUGCCCCCGCGGGGGGCGGCGGGCUCCUGCCGCCGGCGGCGCCUGGCGCCCCUCAACGAGGACAACGGGCGGUUCCUGCUGCUGGCCGCCCUCAUCGCGGCGUACCUGAGCGCCGGCGCCACCGUCUUCUCGGCCCUCGAGAGCCCGUCGGAGGCGGAGGCGCAGCUCCGCUGGAACCGGACCCUGCACAACUUCAGCCGCAUCUUCAACAUCAGCCUGCCGGAGCUGCGCGCCUUCCUGCGGAGCUACGAGGCGGCCAUGGCCGCGGGCAUCCGCGUCGAUGCCCUGCGGCCCCGCUGGGACUUCCCCGGCGCCUUCUACUUCGUGGGCACCGUCGUCUCUACCAUAGGUUUUGGAAUGACCACACCAGCAACUGUGGCUGGAAAGGUAUUCCUCAUUGUUUAUGGCCUUUUUGGGUGUGCCGGGACUAUCCUGUUCUUCAACCUCUUCUUGGAGCGCAUUAUCUCCCUCCUGGCAUUUAUCAUGAAGGCGUGCCAUGAGAGACAGCUGCGAAGAAGUGGUCUCCUACCUCCCAACUUCCGAAGGGGGCCAGCUAUGUCUGGAGUGGGCAGCCUCGUGGGCUGGAAGCCAUCCGUUUACCAUGUGUUGCUGAUUCUGGGAAUAUUUGCUAUUGCCCUUUCCUGCUGUGCCUCCGCAAUGUACACGGCGGUGGAAGGAUGGAACUACGUUGAUUCCUUGUACUAUUGCUUUGUCACCUUCAGCACCAUCGGCUUUGGAGAUUUGGUAAGCAGCCAAAAUGCUGCCUACCAAAAUCAGGGAUUAUACAGAUUCGGAAACUUUGUAUUUAUAUUUAUGGGGGUAUGUUGCAUAUACUCUCUUUUUAAUGUCAUUUCAAUUGUAAUCAAGCAAGUUUUGAACUGGGUGUUGAAAAAAUUCGAAUGCAGAUGUUGCCCAAAGUGCCAUAAAUCAAGUACCCGCCUCAGCCGUCGCAACGCCAUCACCCCAGGAGCCCGCCUGCGUCGACACAACAUCUCAGUGGACACUGAUGGACAGUACGACAGUGACACUGAGGGGAGGAGGCUCUCUGGAGAGAUGAUCUCCAUGAGGGAGCUCACGGCAUCAAAUAAAGUCUCCCUGGCCAUUUUGCAAAAGCAGUUGUCCGAGACGGCCAACGGCUACCCGAGGAAUGUUUGUAUCAAUACGAGACAAAACGGUUUCUCUGCAGGGGUGGGUGCUCUAGCCAUCAUGAACAACCGCUUGGCAGAAACAAGUGAUUCUAGGUAGAGUUUUUGAAAUUCUUUUUGUUUCUCUAAUAAAAAUAAGAUGGUGUUUAGGCUGGAAUUAUCAUUUUAAGCUACUGGAAAGUUUUAAAUUCAGACACAGCCUUGGUAUUCAUUGGGCAUUCAGCAUUUUAGUCUCUGGGGGUUUUAUAAGUUUUCUCUAAUAUGCAUUGAGAAAUUUAUCAUCAUGUUACAGUUUUCCCCUGAGGGGCUUUUGGAAGAGACUUGGAUGUCUUUGAUGCAGAAUCUGAUGCAGUUACAGAAGGAUGGUGUGCGUGGUAAGGAUGGUGUCAAAACCAGUGUGUUCUUCUUCAGAACAGAGCCUAAACCCAAACUCUGUGUUAAAAUGCAUUAGGGGGGCAAGUUUGGCUCCAUAUUCAAGCUUGAGGUUGGUAAGGUUUGACUAAACCAGUGUGUCAUGAUUUGUUGAAGUCUGGAUCUGGCCCUGAGCUUUGUGCUCAAUGCUCUUCAGCAAUUCCUCGUAGCAGGCCUGUAUGUAACACACAUGUAGGUGACAGCGGCCACACCACCUUUAGGGUGUUUGUGCUUCCCUUCAAUAACCCUGACUGACUUCAAUAGUAGAGGAUUGAAUGGGCUGGAUUCCCCUCAUACAAAUAAUGGUUUUUAGCCACUCUUGUCUGAAAGACUACCUACCACCUAACUCUUAAAAGUCAGGGGCUUAUCAAGGAUUGUAUCAAAGUGUGCGAAACUAUUCCUGCCUACUGAAUAACUGAAAACAGGCAAUUGUCAUCUCCAGUCCUGACUUCAUUUAAUGCAAGAGAAGCCAGUAUGCACCUCUGGUGUCAAAUGUUUGCAUCACCACUGAAAUGCUUAUUUCAUUACUUUCACAUUAAAAUAAGUCACUAAAAUGAAUGCAGGCUCUCUGUUGUCCUAAAUUUGCAUCUUUUGCUUCUGCAGUAGUGUUACAGAGAUUCAUGUAAAUUAUUUCCUUGCAGUUUUUUGAGGGCUCCCGCCCUGUACUUGUUUCCCACAAAUCUGAUCGUGUAGAUUAUACAGAAGAGCACUGCUUUGGAGUUCCCCCCAAAAGCUAGCUUCCCCCAGAACGUUGAUAUGAAGUCACAAAUUGGCCUUUGGCUGUUGCUACCAUCUUAAGCCAUAUUUAACCUGUGGUAGCCCAAACCACUGAGGAACCAGAAGCAAAUCUGCUGGUCUAGAGUGUCUAGUUUUGCGUAUAGAGGGUGCAGAGGAAUUACUGCAAAUCUCUUUCAAAAUAUGUGCACAGCUCUGUGUCAUUUCUCUAAAUUCUCUCUACUAUGCUGUGAAGUUAAUAAAAAGGCUUCUGCUGAUUCCAGGCAAGAAACAAAACUUUAGCUUAUAUUCUGAGCCACAAUGACCUGCUCUUGGAAACUUCUUGGGAAGUUAUAGACAAGACCAUGAGUAACUAGGUUGGUCACUGAAUAAAUUGAAGAAGCUGAUGAAAAUAAACUGGGAAUAUUAGAAAUUACUGAAAAUAUUUCCAUGAAGUUUCAUAUAGGCAUUUUACUCUGCUUUUUUUUACUUUGCUUUGCCUGGGUUUGGGGUAGCCAUCAUUUUUGACUUCCUUUAAAUUUGUAGUAGUGCAAAACAUUUUGGAACUUUAAUUUGAGGUUUUGCACACUUGAGCCUGACAGCUGAAGUAUGGCAAUGAUUGUAUCUUUUUCUUGAUGAGAGGGAAUCAAAGCAACAGAUAAACCAUCACACAUGGAUCUGUAUCACACUAUAAAUGUAGUCACAGCUUUUGUCAAGAUGCAUUUGGCCAGAAACACACAGUGAUGAUUGUGUUCUGUUUCUACCUGACACAGACUCACACUUAAGAUUAUGUGGUAUAAUAGGGUCAAGAGGCAGGAGCUUUCUUGAUGGUAGAGAGACUCCCCAAGGUCCAUGUGCCUUCCUAUGUGUGCACCCAUGCUCUUUGAAGAAGCAGGAAGAGUUCAAAGUGUUUGGUGAUCCUAAUUUGAACUCCACUGAAGGAUAAAUUCAAGCAAGAUGUGUAGGGGCACGUCAUGGUCUGGAGAAGACUCAAAGACUGGCUGCAAAAGUUGAAAGACCCAUUUCAGGGAGGUGCCUUUCAGAGAUGUAGGGGACAUCUUUGAAAACAGCAGAGGCAGGAAACCAAAAGAAUGAAAAUUUGUUAUUUUCCCUUGGGACUACCUCCAUGGGUAAAUAACCUUAACUGUGAUGAUUUAUGUAUUUGUUAAUUAAAAGUGUGAAUGGGACCCUGCUCUGUUUUUGCAGCUAGACUCUCAGGGUUAUAUCUUGGUACAUUUGCCAUCAUGGGGGCUAUUACUCAUUAGAAGGGGCCCUACUCUGUGAAGUGUUAUAUAAAUCAAGGCAGAUGGGCUCUGUCCCAAAGGACUUAGGAGUUUGAAUAGAUAGGACCCCAAGCCACAGCAGAAUUUGUUAUUUUGCUCAUAAAAAUAUGUGCAAACGCAUUAACAUUCUGCGAGCUCAAGAACUCUGUGGGAAAAAAUUUGCAAAUUAAGGUGGAGGGGUUUUCAGUAAGUUGUUUUUAAAGGAUAAAAAUAACUAUGAUUAGGGUCCUGUUUAAAUGUUUGUAAAUUGCUGUCAAAGUACCUAUUCCUGCCUGGGAAAUACAGUGAUGUAAUAUGAAACUGUACGUACCUCCUCUGUACUUUUUCUGCAUCUAGGCAAAGGCAGUCUGUUGUAAUGUGAUUUAAAUGUUUCCAAGUCUGUCUGGUACCAUCGUUUACAGUGGUGCCUUUGCAGGACCCUUUGCAGUUCCUGCUGACCCCGGGGGAAGUUGGACCAGGUCCUAGAGCUGGGCUUCUCAAGGGAUUUGAGCAUCUGAUUGCUGCUCUGUGCACUUAGGUCUAAUGUUUAUUUAUUCCCAAGAUCCUUGAUACACUCCAUUCUGCUUCUCCUUAGCCUCAGAGGCAUAUAAAGUGCAUGCUCAGUUGUUUACCAGUGCCCCUAUUUCUUGCAGCGCACAUACCCUGGAAGCUGCUACAACUCAACCACAGGGACACCCCCCCCCCCCCAGUUUGUAUCUAAGCCCUGUAAAAAUCCCAUCUGGCUCAGCAAAGCCAGUUUAUGAGAGGGUCAGAGCACAGUUACUGAGCUGAGUCUCACUGGGGAACGUCUGACAAAGGGUGUCCUUACAGUUCCCUCAUAUUCAGUAGCCAAAGUAUUUUUCAAGGAUGCAUGAAAACCAAACUCCAAGUCUCUACUCUUCAGCCUGCUAACACUGCCUGGGCACCCAUCACCUGUGUGCAUGAGUACCUGAGACAAGAGGACAUAGGAGAUUUGAGAUCAGUCAUUCGUAGUCCCUUGGGCUCUUCCUUUAGUUUUUUCUUCAUGACAGUUCUUCUUUAAACUUGCCAGACAUGGGCACCUAACUCCUCUUUGAUUGUGCAUGGUCCGGCUCAAAAUUCCCUGGGGCAGCCUGCUCCUUUUGUGAAUUAACCCCUUAACAUGCACCAACUGCACCAAGUGCAAUUCCUCCUGAUAUUUCAUUUUCACAGACAAAGCAGAUACCAGCAAUACCUGGACACAGACUGAAGCACAAGAAAUCAGAAGGAAACUGAAGGAACAGAGUGGGACAAUGAAAGCACACUGCACUAUAUUGCACUUUCUUUUCAGGUAAUUUGGGAGUUGUACUACAUUCUUGAAAUUUAUUUUUUUUCCCCGGGUUUUAUUUUUUGAUAGCCUUGAAAGAGUGCAAUUAACGUAGGAUUUAAAAGUUCAUCUUCCAUGAUACAACCCCCUUGCCCUGCCCUGCAGAGGAGCAGCAGUGACUCCUAGUUGGCACAGACCAAGACAUCCCAGUUGCCUGCUGAGAAGUUGUACAGGCAGUGCAGACCUGAGCUCAGACCCUAUGCCCCAGAUUAAUCUUUUGCUUCCUGAGCCCAGGGAAGAGCAUUCAGGAGCAGCAGAAAGCUACAGGACUUUGGACUUCUCUGUGAGCCAGCCCCUAGUGAGAGCAAUGACAGCACAUGAGUUGGUCAGACAAAGGAGAUACCAAGUUCACCUGGCAUGUGUGCUAAUACCUUGCAGAUGAAAAUUAAAAUAUAGGUGAACAUUAAUGAGGGACAAUGACCAAGCAGCAUCUUCUCUUUCCCCUUGAGCUCAGGGCAGAACAAUUACAAGGAAUAGUUUCUUGUGAAAGCUGCAGCAUUUGGCGUCACUACUUUUACUUCAUGGGGUUUGUCUUCCCUCUUUGUGUCUUGGACAAAGUUUGGAGUCACACUGAGAUGUCAUCUGAUUCUCUUUGGUUUCUUCCCAUCUGCAAAGCACAGUUCUCAUUUUGUGCAAAAAAUUUAGAUCAUUUUUUAUUUGCUUGCAAUAAGGAAGGACGUCCUUCAGACUAUACAGAUGUUCAGAGAAGUAAUCUCAGUGACCUCAGACGCAGAUGGAAGUUUCUGAAGGACAAGGCUGCAGUUUGCCUGUCUCCCUGCAGAAGAAGCAUUGCACAAUAACUCCCAUUACUGCUAGCAAGGCAUGCAAAUGUUGUUUAGGCAGUGGUUGGGGCCAUGGAACAGGAGGCACAACUGAAAAUGCAAAAUGGGUAUUUGUGCCUCUUUGAUACGUACAUGCUAAUUAACAACCCAAUUACCAGCUCUGUUUGCAACCAGAAUUACUCCUGGAAGACAGGAGAGGUAAGAAUCACAUCAAGGCUUUCUGUGACCAUCGUGUUCCAGCACUGCUUCAGCCUGAGUCUUUUCUCUUCCCCAGCUUUCUGUGGGUAAAAAUGUGGGUAUAUUAUGAUCAUUUACCCAUAUUUCAGUCAUGUCUUAGCUUGUUACUGAAAGAAAGACUUAUAGCAGCAGUGGAGGUCAUAUAGCCAGGUAUGUGGGCAACUGUAUAAACCUGAUUGCCUAUGUGGGAUGAAUUUAUAAUUAUAUGAAAAUUAACUGUAGCAAUGAGACCAUUCUUACUUUUUAGUAUUUUUCCAGCCUUUAACUUGAAAAAUAUUCAGUGACAAAUCAUUUCAAUGAAUGUUCAGAGCUAAUCUAAACAAAACCAUACUUUGCUGAUUGCUAGCAAAUCUAUAGGUAUGGCUUCUGCUCUAAUUGGAUUACUAAUGUGCCUUUCCAAACCAACACACAUUUGCAAUUCUAUAUUUAAAUAAUACAAUAAAUGCUAUUACAUAACAACUUCAAUUAGGGCAAAUUAAUACUUGACUCACACAAAACAACUAAUGAAGUGUGUGUUGCUCAUUGUAUAACCAAUGUGCAAUUUCUUUUUUGUGUGAAUAUGUGCAUAUCUGAGCUCAAAAUCUGCUUUCGUGAAUGCUAGGAAAACAGAAACUACAUUGUAGAAAAUAAAGUAUGGACAAUUCCACUGAGAUUCCACAAAGGAUAUGCAUAUUAGUACAUACACAGUAAGUGGUACAUUAUGCAUGAUAAAUAUGUUGUAUAGCAAUGGCACUGAGGAAAGACUACUUCAGUCUACACAGCCACAGUCUGAAUGCAGCUACCAAUAAAGACAAGUGCUUUUUUUCUUUCUUGUUUUGUUUAUUAAAUAGGCAACAUCCACCCUUUAAUUAGAAUAAGUCUUUAAACUAUCAAAAGAAAAUGCAAUUGCCCUCAAUUUUGCAUAGCCAAAAAGAGGUCUAAAGUCAAAUCCAAACUUUUAACUCUAAGGAUCCAAAGUGAUGUCAUUUUGCUCUGCAGCCUUCCUAUCAUCUUCAGUCCUUCCUUGAAAAAAAAAAAAAACCCAGUAAAUACAGAUACAUUUUAUAGCAGAGUACCCAACAGUCUGGCGAUUUAGCAUGAGAAAAAAACCUACAAGCCAGUGUGGUGUUACCAAGGAAUGAAAAGUGUGGGGAAAGGGAGAGGCUUAGAAAUGUUCUCCAGCAAAUCUGGCAGAAAACCAAAGACCUACUUUGUUCUCCAUACAUACGUGUGUUCUUCCCCAUCACAAAAUGGUGUGGCACCUGUCAGAGCACCAAGUAGCUCUUCUUGCAUCGUGGGCUCAGCUACCUCGUCUGGAACAUGAGAGAAGUUGUUUGUGAGACACAGGGAAGAGGGACAACACACUUACACUCACCAUCUGCAUGACAUCCAGGAGGUGGACACUGCCAAGGGCUGAUUUUAGGAAGAUGAUUGCCCACCCUCUUACUGAGAAAGCAGCCAUGCUGAUCCUUUACAGUGAUGAUCAAUAUUUUGGGUGUAUUGGAGGUGCAGAUUCCCAUGUCUCCAGUCCCCCCAGUCCCAGGGCCUUGUUGUGCCCAGGUGUGUCCCAGACAGCUCCCAAGCCCAGACUCAGCAUGGGGAUGCAGGUAGCUUUAAAAUUGUGUAACAUCAUCAUCCCAUGUGUUUUCAGGAUUGGGCUCUCCAGCAGGUGGUGCUUUAUCAAACAGUCUAAGAAAUACGAAGGUGUUCCCGUAUUCCUUUUGUACUUUGCAAGCUGUAACAGUACUUUUUAAAGCCAGUGAGUCAAUGCAAGAGUAAUGCUUUUAUAACAUACAAUAAACAAUGUGAAAAAAUUACUGCUCUUUCUGACUGCAAAUCAAACAGCCAGAUUUUCUCAAUGAGUAUAAUUUCCUAUUCCAUGCAAGUAAAAUUAUAUCCAGAAAAUUUUUGCUUGUAGUAACAUCAAUGUGCUGCACAGGCAGUGCAAUAAUUCAGUUCCAAUUUUAUUGUAAAACCUCAGUAUCUGAAAGCACAUGUGAAAGUGGUUUGCGGAUUGUUGGAGGUGGGGAGUGAUUGUGUGUGUAAACAUUGUUUAUUUACAAAAAUAAAAAGUGCUAUUCUACAUAUACAAACACAUUUUUAGCUCACUGGAAUGCCACCUUGUUGGAUACUCUCUGCAAAAAUGCUAGUUCCGAAGUUCCAGCCAAUUUCAAGUAUUCAAGUCUCAAGAUAUGUGCUCAAAAAACAUUCCUGUUUAUUUUAUUUCUUUUUAAAAGAGCACAGCUUGGUAGAUAUCUUUAACUGAGUUAGCAUUACUGUUUCCUAUUACAAGCCUCAGUAGUUUUACUUCUGCAGUUUAUUUCACUGGUUUUGGUGUUUGCUCACUUCUGCAUUGAAUUAUAAACAGUGAUUAGUUCUGUGCUGUUUUCUGAUUGGUAUAUCUUUCCUUUUUGCAUCGAUUGCAAAUAGAUGAAAUAUUAACACCAGCAAAAGAUCCAGCAAAUGUCCCCAGACGCACCAAAAUUAGUCACUCUUUUGAAUAUUUUUCUUUUAAAAAUUGUUUUGUAAAAUCUAAAUCCUGAGUAUAAAUUAUGUGUCAUGGUUGAAAUGAGCAGAAAAUAUUUUUCCUACCAACAGAAAUCCAGUGAAAUAUGCUAAAGAUUAAGUUUUAUGUAAAAAGACUUCCCUGUUUCAUUUGCCCAUUUUAUCCAAUUUUUUUCAAAUUUUUAGAAGUAUGUAAAUCCCAUUUGAAAAACACCCUCUGCUGUACUAUGAAUAGAGCUUCUAAAGGGAUUAAAACCGAGCCUGCCUGACUGCUGCAAACAGAAUUGCAUGUAUAAACUUUCUAAACCUUAAUGAUUUGUACCUGUUUGGCAACUGCAAGCUAAGGGCAUGCUAAUGUAAUUCCAGUUCAGGCAAAGAAAUGUAAAUCAUAGAGCUUUACUUGCUGCUAACCACUUUUAUCAUAAAGACCACAAGUACACAGCUGCAGCAUCAAGUGUAACGUACAGACUCUGGAUACUCAAAGAUGUUCCUUUGGAGGUUGGUUUGAUGACUGGGAGUUUGCACUGGGGUAGUUGAAGCAACUUGGCUGGGUGGUGCUAGCAGUCCCCUUUCCUGUGCUAUCACCCCAGUCUGCUGCUGCUGCUGCUGCUGCUGCUGCUGAGGACAGUGCUUGUCUUUAGGCAUUGCACUCACCUGCCCCUGCCCCUGCCCCUGCCCCUGCCCCUGCCCCUUCCCCUUCCCUUGAAUCAGGAACAGCAGCUGUGCUGUUUGAAUCACCAACAUACAAAAAUACAGGGAAAGGCAAAAAGGGAAAAGGAAAAAAGAAUACUGAUGUUAUAUUGAGCCUCUCUUGAGAAACACAGCAAAGUGCUGUGUGUAGCCUGUGCUAGACUGUUUCUGGCCACCUUUGAACCCUGGGUUGUUCCUGGAACUGGAGUGUUUGGGAUGCAGGUGCAGUUAUCAACUCAUUUUACACUCCCCCUCUGCACCGGCAAAGCAGUAACCCUCCUGUGAUCCUACUUUCCUCAUAAAAUGGAUAGAUUUGUUUAGACUUUCAUAGGAUGACAGCAUAAAUAAAUAUUGCAAGAUGAAUCAAUUACCAAGGCUGGUUAUAUCUGCUAAGAGAUCUUUAUCAGUAAUAAAAAAGGGAAAGUUGUCUUACCAUCCUACAAGUAUAGUGAAGCAAGAGAAGAAGUGGUGCUCUGAACAGAAAGUAAGGUGCUAAAAAUACAAUUGGGCCCCAAAGCUCAGGCAUGCACAGCAAAAUUACAAUAGCAUUCUUUUCCAAUGCUCAAUGCAUCUGCACCUUGGAGGAAAGCCUUGGUUUCUACCAGCACCAGGGCAGGCAAGGCUUAUAUUUUCUUCAUCUGUAUGAAAGCAAAAUGUAUUUGAGGACAUGCCUUGGGUCUGCAUAGCACUCAGGGAUGGAGUUGCUUCUGUCCACAAGUUUAAGCAUGUCCAUGGUCCAGAGACCAUGAAUAGUGGUCCAGUCCCCAGCAGAAAAUGGAUCUGCCUCAGGGAGUCUGUCAUUUUUGGAGAGGAAUUGAAUGUCAUGGCAACCCACAGCUGCCUCCUCUGGCCAAGCCUCCCCUGGUGUGGGAUCCAUCCCACUGCCAGCCCCUCUGAUUGUACUGCCAGGAGACCAGUGCAAAUCAUCAGCAAUGUGCUCAUAUCCCUGCCUUCUUAAUGGACUAAAACAUUGGAAAAUAGAUCAUUUUCUGUUUUAAUGAGUGUUGCCCAUUAUUCACAGCCUACACACAAGAUGUCAUGAUUUUCAAUUUUGCUGCACUGAUCACUCAGUCCAUCUGACAGCUGACCUUCAGGUUGUCAUGGUUUUUAAAAAAAAAAAAGGAAAAAAAAAAAAACCAACAAAAACCCCAAACACCCAUUACCAACAUACCAGAAAAGCAAAAUAAUCCUAAAUGAGGCAGUAAGGAUCUCACGUGCAAAACGCUGUGAGCAGAGCUGCCACUGUCCACAGCAGCCAGAUGCUUCUCCAGCAGUGGGAGAAGCUUGGGUUCAGGAGAGCAUCAUCAGGGUGGGUGGGGUGCUGGACUUCGCUCUGCAAACCAUGGCAGCACUUGCUGAACAAGUUUCUGCUACUGUUUUUACAGUGUUAGGGACAUUUCUUAUCACUGGUACUGAAAUCAGAGGAUGGCAGUAAAUCUUACACAAACUUUUUACUGUCACUGUUGUAUAUGGGUGUUAGCCAGGGACAUUUUUAACAACCAAAAGGAAUUAAAUCUGAGCAAAUGAAAAAGUGAAAAUAAUAACACUUUGCCAGCCAGAAACAGUUGCAGCAGGGCCCAGGGCCCAGCAUCAUUCAACAUUCUCCCAAAGAGUUGAACUAUACAGAGAUUACCUAAAUAAGCCAAAAAAGGUGGUAUGCUCUAAGAAGCAAGUGCUGCUGUUGCCUGAAUCUGGAGUAACUUAUUUGAAUUGCAGGUAAUAAAUAGCCCAAUUAAACAGAUGUAAUGACUUCUAAAUGCCUGCUCAAAGUCAAAAGGAGAUGCAUGUAUUUUUCCAGCACAGUUUCAGUUGUGUUUAUCAAGUCAAGCGGUAAAAUGAAGAAGCAUAAGUUCCUGUAAAUUGUUGAUUAGAAAACAUAGAUUUUUACUCUCUUUCAGAUGAUGCUUCCUGGUAGAACAUUAAACUGGAAUAAAUUUCAAGAUUGAAAUCUGUUUAAACAAGUGGCAAUUUUUAAAAUGCUUUAAUUCUGGGUUGACAGGAACUUUGCCUCCAACAUAUACCAUAAUUGUGAGUGCUCUUGAUGAAUCAGAUCCAUUUUUUAUUUCAGCUCAGGACUUUUCCACUAAAAGAUCUUUGAAUGAAGAGGACUAAAAGCCAUAUACAAAGCCAAUUAGAUACAGAUCACAUUCCUACUGGUACAUUAUAUACAGUUUGCAAACAAAAAUCGGUAUUUUGGGCUUGGGACCCCUUCAUUCACAGAAGCAUGGUUAUGGUCCUAGGAGACAGAGGCAGCUGAUGUGCAACCAUAAUGCAAAGCAAUGCAGAGGUGCUGGGGAAGGAUUCUUGGAGCUGGUAGUUAAUGACAUUGUGGAAGAACCCACUGAUGGUGUUUGGGGAACAUUACUGUGUGUUUUUAAUGCUGUGAUACAUGAUUGAGUAUGAAUUCUGUACAUCUGGGAGGAUGUCAAAUUCCAGGUGACAUUUGGAAUGUUGCAAUUAAGUUAUUACAAAGACUUUUGAAAUAAACAGGAGAAAAAAAUGUUGCCUGGGA